AUGUCAACGGCGGCUCCAAACGCUAGCAACGCUACCUCGUCCGGCGGCUAUAUUCCGCCGCCACCAUCAUGGUCAUUCUUUCCCGUCUUUAACCUCGUCACGUUCCUUCUGGUCAUCUUCCUCAACUCCGGCGUUCUCGUGGUCUUCAUCAGGGACAAGCAGUUGCGCACUCCCUUCGCCAUGUAUCUGAUGAAUCUGCUGUGCGCCAACAUCGUUAUCGCCAUCCUACAGAAUCCGCUGGACAUUGUCACGAGCUACGCUAACAUCUGGUAUCCCGGUCAAAAGGCCUGUACGGUGUAUUUAUACGCGAGUUAUGCCAUCAGCGGCGGGAUUAUGAUCUCGCAUGUUCUGAUUACGACGAAUCGGAUCUGGGCAAUUUGUUUCCCGUUUUCGUAUAAGCAUUUUCACACCAAGAAACUCGCUAUGGGAGUAUGCGUGGGAAUGUGGUGUUAUGUCCACAUUCUCAUCUUGCCAGGGCUAAUCAUGGAUGGACUGUACUACCGCCCGCCACUGGACAUCAUGGGGUGCAGCAUCAAUCUCGGAACGCAAAAAGAAUGGUCGGAAGCUGUCCACUGGCUGAUCUACAACCUGGCCGAGAUUAUCGUCGUCUUCGCGUACCCCGUCAUCUGCUUCUACCGUAUUCGGUCCCGCAAGAUAGUAAAGGUCACCACCGGUAACUCCGUCCCGGCUAACUCCAAUCCAGCCGACACCAACAGCGCCGAGGCCUCCAACAUCUCUAAUAAACCUUCGCAGUUUGCCGGGGAGAAGAAGAAAGAGCGCUCCUAUGCGUUCAUGGUGCUGACGCUGAUGACCUGCAGUGUGGCGGUGUUCUGGACGCCCAUCAUGGUCUUCUAUGGGCUUGCGCCGUACGGCUACUUUAAUUACACUUUCUACCAGGUGGCUCGAGCGGUGUAUUCGUGGGAGUGUGUUCUUGACCCGAUUCUUUUUGCCGUCGCCAUGAAGGAUAUCUGGAAGUCCGCGCGACGGAUGACUGGUUGGUAAAAACCGCAACAUCCGCUCAGAACUACAGAGUACAUACUCCAACGAUGCAUACGAUUCA
Molecule: messenger RNA, 1060 nt
Organism: Paramacrobiotus metropolitanus
Lineage: Eukaryota; Metazoa; Tardigrada; Eutardigrada; Parachela; Macrobiotidae
Product: alpha-2B adrenergic receptor-like
Exons: 2
Coding region: 1-1002 (333 amino acids)
Biological process (GO): phospholipase C-activating G protein-coupled receptor signaling pathway; positive regulation of Rho protein signal transduction
Cellular component (GO): membrane
Molecular function (GO): G protein-coupled receptor activity
Source: RefSeq, a predicted model, not a curated record